AUGGCAGCAGAAAAUAAUAGCAAAGAAACUGUCGAAGUUCUUAUUUCAUGUGGUGCAAAUAUCAAUGAAAAGGAUGAACAUGGAUUUACAACCCUUCAUUAUGCUACAUAUAAAGAUGGUAAAGAAACGGUCGAAUUCCUUCUUUCGCAAGGUGCAAAGAUAAAUGAAGCAGCUAAAAAUGGAUUGACGGCUCUUUCUUUUGCAUUAAUUAGGAAUUCUGUUGAAACAUUUGAGCUUCUUCUUUCGCACGGUGCUACUAUCAAUCAAAAAGAUGAAAAUGGAAGAACGCCUCUUCAUAUUGCCGCAGAAAAUAAUAGUAGAGAAAUAGCCGAAUUUCUUAUUUCAAAUGGUGCAAAUAUCAAUGAAAAAGAUGAAAAGGGAAGAACUCCUCUUCAUUAUUCUGUAUUCAAGGGUAAACGAGAAACAACCGAACUUCUUAUUUCAAAGGGUGCAAAUAUCAAUGAAAAAGAUAAAAACGGAAUAACAGCUCUUGAUAUCGCAUUAAAUUAUUACCUGGGAAAUAUGGUAGAUUUUCUUUUUUCACAUGGUGCUAAAUUCUAUUGA
Molecule: messenger RNA, 564 nt
Organism: Trichomonas vaginalis G3
Lineage: Eukaryota; Parabasalia; Trichomonadida; Trichomonadidae
Product: cyclin-dependent kinase inhibitor 2C-related family
Exons: 1
Coding region: 1-564 (187 amino acids)
Biological process (GO): positive regulation of transcription by RNA polymerase II
Cellular component (GO): nucleus
Molecular function (GO): protein binding; transcription cis-regulatory region binding
Source: RefSeq, a predicted model, not a curated record